AUGCUUUCUUGGUUAAGUGGCUUUGGCGGUAUCGACAUGAAGAUGGAGCGCUUUGGAAAACAGUGGUGGAGGCGAUUCACGGUUCGGAUAGAAACUUGGGAUACUUUUCCAAGUAACUUGAGGUUCACAGGCACAUGGUCUAAGUUGGUUAACAAUGGGUAUCGGCUAAAUGUGGGUGGUUUCAAUAGUUUGAGUAUGAUUCGAGGCGUCUUGGGCAAUGGUAGGAAUAUCCGAUUUUGGAUUGAUCCUUGGGUUUCUUGGAUUCCUUUAAAAAGCCUGUUUCCGGAUCUUUUUCUAUAUAGAGGAAGAACAAUUGGAGGAUUGCGUUCAGUUGAUGAAGGUAUUGCUUUAGGGGCUAACAAUGAUCGUUGGGUGUGGGAUUCGGCUUCGGGAGAAGAUUUUUCGAUGUUUCAAGUUCGGAAAUGGCUGGGCAGCGACCGAUCUGUUCAGCUGGCUUCGGCUUUUGAAUGGUGUAAAUGGCUCCCGUUUAAGUGUAAAGUGUUUAUGUGGCGUAUGUUGAUGGAUAGAAUUCCGACUAAAAAGGCAUUACAGAGAAGAGGCAUUGAUUGUGGGGAUUUAAGGUGCAAGUUUUGUAAAGAACAGGAGGAUUGCAUCGACCAUAUUUUCACGGCGUGUAUGUUGACGUGUGGUGUUUGGAAUGGGAUUGCUUCUUGGGUCAAUCUUCCUCAAUUUUAUUUCUUUUCUAUCAAUGAUAUCUUGCAGAUUUAUUCGUCAUCCGGAUGGUCGAAAGCGAAGAAAGCAGCGUUGCAUGGUGUUCUUAUUUUGACGUGUUGGCGGAUUUGGAAGGCUAGAAAUGAUCUCAUCUUCAGGGAUAUUCGGCGGAAUGUGGUUGAGAUUGUUUCGGACAUCAAAGCGUUGGGUUUUAUUUGGUUUUCUAGUAGAUUUAAUAAGGGGUUGUUGGGUUGGAAGGAUUGGCAAAGAUUUUGUUUUGAUGUAAUGUAA
Messenger RNA from Helianthus annuus (common sunflower), 963 nucleotides. RefSeq lists its product as uncharacterized. The record is from RefSeq and is a predicted model, not a curated record. Bases 1 to 963 code for a protein of 320 amino acids. The transcript is spliced from 2 exons. NCBI's taxonomy places the organism in Eukaryota, Viridiplantae, Streptophyta, Magnoliopsida, Asterales, Asteraceae.